AAGAACAUUUUCACGCCAUGCUAGUAGGCUUCAGUUCGCCGUGAAACGUCUCCGAGAUGAAUCGCGACAGUUUACUGAAUAAGACGCUUAGUCCUCCUCUUUCAUCUCGAGUACCUAUUUCGCAUUCUAAUGGUAUUGCUUACUCUAAUUCUUCGUUUUCCGGAGGCCAGAUGAAUGAGCCAAGCUGGAUACCCUCGAUUCGUGGAUCUACUCACUCGGUAUUUAUUCUGAAAUUUUUAUUUGAUGCUUUUUGUGAUAUUUGCGUCCGCGCGCCCGCUUGUCGGUCUCGAGUACUGGCGUUCGCUCGCUCGCCCGCAUCGGCUCUUUGGCGCUUUUUUUUCGCACUCAAAAAAAUUCUUGCGCUUGAUAGACUAUAAAUAACUAUUUUUUCCUCUUCUUGUUAUAGCUGUCUUUGCCGUCAAGAUCUAACAACCUGGUAUGUGAUAAAUAAAAUAAAUACAACUUGAUCGAAUUCAUUUCCGUUAGUCAAUAUUACACUCGGGUGCUCAAACAUCGAUCCUCUCUUCCUGCUUAUAGAUUCCUCCAAGUGUGUUUGAUGGCUUCGACGACGCGCACCUACUCUCUACGUCGCAGCUCGAGCCUAUUCCGAAAUAUCUCUCCACGAAGCCGAGUAAGCCUUCAGGAUUUGCAAGCCUGCACAGCUAUCACUCAACUCACUCGCACGAUACGAGCACGUACGAUGCUCACGAUAUUCUGGAUCAGAUCUCGGCCUCACUACAACCAACAGUAAGCGAGUCAGCUUUUGAUAAACCGUUCGAAACGCCAUCGCCGAUAACCGCCACGCCUGCUCACUCUUUACACUCAGCUCUCCAUUCUGCUAUCAGCGUGGCAGCCAGUAGCGACGAUGUUAUGAAUCCUAGAGAGCUAGAAUGGUUUGCAGAACGUUUCAAACAAAGAAGAAUCAAGCUUGGCGUAACCCAGGCAGACGUUGGAGCUGCACUAGCCCAUUUGAAAAUCCCUGGUGUGGGCUCGUUGAGCCAGUCAACGAUAUGUAGGUUUGAGUCUCUUACACUGAGUCACAAUAAUAUGAUGGCAUUAAAACCCGUACUGACAGCAUGGUUAGAAGAGGCUGAGAAAGCGUACAAAUUGAAGAAUACAACAAGCCAAUUUCUUCCAAAUUCGGAUAAAAAAAGAAAGCGAACAUCGAUCGGUGCCGCUGAGAAGCGUUCACUGGAGGCCUACUUCGCCAUGAACCCGAGACCUUCAAGCGACAAGAUUGCGUCUAUCGCUGAAAAACUGGACCUUUCAAAAAAUGUCGUGCGGGUAUGGUUCUGCAACCAACGACAAAAGAAGAAAAGAAUGAAAUUUUCCGUCCACUAGAGAUGAAAUAUUAUGGAGGAAAUUCUGAAAUUUCCUGCCGGAAAUCCCCUGUAAAAUGGCUCCACGGAUGGACGGUACUUUGUGUGGAUGAAUGUAUUGAGGAGGCCGGUCCGAAACGACAGAGUUGGAGAAAAUUACAAAUGGUGAUUUUAUUUAUACCCUAGACUGAAUUUUUAAGUCAAUGAAUGAAGCAAGUACUGAUUUUUAUUGCUGUUACUAUUAAGCUACUGACUGAUGUCUAAAAAUGCGAUAGUUCGCGGCUAUCUAAUGAAAGGACGCACUCGAAAUUGAUAGAAAUUACCUCGUCUGAAAAGCGCGGAAGCCCUUACGAACGGCGAUGGAAGACGUUUCGUUAUCUUCGAGAAAUUAUCGCGAACAGCUUAACAGCCCGCAGGUAAAUAAUAUUCAGUGUAUACCCUAUUAGCUUAACAACGAAGAGAAAAAAUUCCGAAACAUAAAUCACUUCCGCUUAGAGUAAAAUUAUUCAUCAUCCAUUUUGCCACAAUUUCACCGGAGUAACGAUCGAAGUUUCGAUUUUAAGGCCCGAGGUUUAGAUGAUAAUAAGGCCCGAAAUGAUUUGGCGGGCUUUACACCUGUUUCACUUUGCCAAAACCAAUUUCCCCAUUUAUGAAAAGUUGAAUGUAUUACUUGCAAUUUAUGUAAAUUUGGAAGUUCUUUGUGAGGAAAAGCCGUUAAGACGUUAUUAGUUUGGCAUAGAAUCUGAGGAGAGAUAGCAAAUCGUUAAAUUAGGCUAAAACAAAUACGAAAACGUCCACCGCUUUUCAAACGGUUUUUCUUCAAACAGAACUACCUCACUGACAUCAAUUACGAGCCCGGGUUUGGCUUUGUUCACUGGUGCAGUCCAAUGAAAGCGAUCCUUUUAAUUGCUUGCAAACACUUCAGUAGAGAGCCUUUACUACUAGAUAGAAAUAAUGGCGUAGGCCCGGAAAGUAUAUGUAUUUAAAUAUAUAUUUUGAAAUUUUAUAUGUCGAGGAAACUUUUAUGAAUUAAUCUUAUGGUGUAUAUUUAUUAAAGCUGUACAAAUUUUCUCGCUAGCACCAUAAUUUAAGUCAUUUUCUGAAAUUCAAUUUCAUUGUAAGUCGCUGGUGCUGCGGAAAUGUCUUCGAUGUUUUAAGUUAUUUGAAAGACCGCAUAAAAUGAAAAACCAGUCUUCAAAGUUUACAGAUUUGUAAUGAAUAUUGCUUAAAUAGGCGAGA
Molecule: messenger RNA, 2558 nt
Organism: Porites evermanni
Lineage: Eukaryota; Metazoa; Cnidaria; Anthozoa; Scleractinia; Poritidae
Source: the annotation of a GenBank genome assembly